This is a messenger RNA of Closterium sp. Naga37s-1, 692 nucleotides long. The record is from the annotation of a GenBank genome assembly. NCBI's taxonomy places the organism in Eukaryota, Viridiplantae, Streptophyta, Zygnematophyceae, Desmidiales, Closteriaceae.
AUGGCGGUGGUGAACAUGUCGUUCUACCGCUGGGAGAGCGUCGCGCCGCCGCCCGUCGUGGACUGGCGGAAGACCGUCGCCAUCACGCUCAUCCAGACGCAAUAUGUGUGCUCAAGCUGCUGGGCGAUUGCGGCCGUCGAUUCCAUCGCCAUAAUGUGGGCGAUCGCCAACAACGGCGUCGGGACGAAUCUGUCGCCGCAGCAGGUGUGCGACUGCGCGACGAAGCAGUGCUGCCAGGGCGGGUGGCCCGAGUGGGCCUUCUCCUACGUGCUCUUCAACGGCGGCGUCACGUCCAACGCCAACUACCCCUACCUCGCCUACGAUUCCGCCACGUGUCUGCUCGACACUACCAUGCCGUCUGUGGCGCAGAUCACGGGGUGGGAGCUGGUGCCGGCAUUCAACGCCAUGGCGCUCAUGAAGGCCGUCAGCAUGCAGCCCGUCGUCGCCUUCAUCAGCGCCUCCGCCGCCGACUUCACCGCAUACUCAAGCCGCAACGUGCUGAACAUUUACAACGGCGUGUGCUCGACGGACGUGAACCACGCGGUGGUGGUGGUGGGCUUUAACUACACGGGGCAAGACCUCAAAGGCAGCUACUGGAUCAUCAAGAACUCGUGGUACACCACGUGGGGCGACCGCGGCUACAUGUACCUCGCCAUGACGCCCGACGUGCGCGGGAAAUGCGGCAUCUUAUC